Molecule: messenger RNA, 315 nt
Organism: Echinostoma caproni
Lineage: Eukaryota; Metazoa; Platyhelminthes; Trematoda; Plagiorchiida; Echinostomatidae
Source: the annotation of a GenBank genome assembly
AUGAGACCGUGUGAUCGUGGUACUUACUAUGGUGGUCCUCGUGGUGCACCGGAAGAAGAGGCCAACACCCCGAUUGCUGAGGGUGGUGACGAUGCGCCGCCAGAAGUUCAGAUGACUGAGACUCUGGUAGAGACUGAAGAAAACGGUGUUGAUGUGGAAGCCCCGGAAACCGUUGAAGAAGAGUCGAAGAGUUAUACACUCGAGGAAUAUAAAGCAAUGAAGUCGUCUGCCAAGCCGGCUGUUACGCUGAAGGAGCACGUAAGGCCAAUGAUAGCAAAGAUGUUUUUGCAAACAUGGUUGCACAUCGGAAGCUGA